AUGCUUUUCAUGUUUUUCCUUGGAGUUUUAUUGUCCAUUGGAUUGGAAUUUACAGCUGCACAAUCCCCUGGAGUAUGUUAUGGAAUGAUUGCUGGCAACUUACCAUCAAAGAAAGAAACCAUUGAUUUAUACAAAUCAAAUGGAAUCACUAGAAUGCGUAUAUACUUUCCAGAAGCAGAAGUCUUUGAAGCCCUAAAAGGUUCAAACAUAGAGUUAAUAGUAGAUGUUGCAAAGGAAUCUCUUCAAGCUAUUUCUUCUAAUCCUAAUGCAGCAAAGGAUUGGGUCAACACAAAUAUUGUACCCUAUUCAAAAGAUAUCAAAUUCAGAUACAUCACUGUUGGCAAUGAAAUUCACCCUGGUGAUGUUGAAGCACAAUACGUUUUUUCCGGCAUGCAAAACAUUCAUGAUGCACUUGCAUCAUCCAAUUUAGGCCAAAUUAAAGCGUCCACUGCAAUUGAUUCAAGUCUACUUGGAAAAUCAUACCCACCUAGUGAUGGAGCUUUCAGUGACGCUGCUAAUGCUUACAUGCAAAAAGUUAUUAAUUUCUUGGUGCCAAAUGGGUCACCACUUCUUGCUAAUAUAUAUCCCUAUUUUGCUUAUGCUAAUAAUAAAAAAGAUAUACAAUUAGAAUAUGCUCUUUUUACUCAACAAGGUAAGAAUGAUGUUGGGUACCAGAAUUUGUUUGAUGCUAUGCUGGAUUCAACGUAUGCUGCUUUGGAGAAAAUAGGUGCAAAUAAUUUGCAAAUUGUUGUGUCUGAGAGUGGCUGGCCAAGUUUUGGUGGAGUUGGAGCUUCAAUUCAAAAUGCAGGUACUUACUAUCAAAAUUUGAUUAAUCAUGUUAAGGGUAGGACUGGGACCCCAAAGAGACCCAAUGGACCUAUAGAAACUUAUUUGUUUGCUAUGUACGAUGAGAAUCAGAAGCCAGGUGCAGAAACUGAGAGGCAUUUUGGCCUUUACCAUGCCGAUAAAUCAGCCAAAUUCAACCUUAAUUUCAAGUGA
Messenger RNA from Arachis ipaensis, 999 nucleotides. NCBI's taxonomy places the organism in Eukaryota, Viridiplantae, Streptophyta, Magnoliopsida, Fabales, Fabaceae. The record is from RefSeq and is a predicted model, not a curated record.